CCUCCCUCGGCUCCCUCUUCUCUUCUCCUCCCCUCCCUCGCCUUUGACUCCGUAACUUCGCCGCUCCUUCAGUUCCGCAAGGCCUACGCCUUCCCCAAUCCCGUCUCUCUACUGCCCCGUCGCGCCAAUUGCAUGGCGUGCGGGCACAUCCGAUGAUGCGCCCCAAGCCGGCGUCUUCGCUGCAGAAGACCUAUGACGACUGCUAUCUGAUGUGCUCCACCGCCGUUUAUUUCGAGGGACAGAACAACGAGCAAGAGGCCUUGAAGUCUUGGCGAUCGGCGCUCGAGACGAUCUACUAUCACAACGCUUAUCGAGUCUCCUCCAAGUACUCUCCCAAGAACGAAACCGAAAAAGCCCUCCAGGAAUCGAUCCGCCAGCUAGAGCUCCAAUGUCGGGAGCGAGUCGAUCUCCUCGAAGCCCUGCGCCAGAGUCGAAAAGAUCCUUCGGGGAAGUCGCCCUCGUCCACAACUCCCGGUUGGAUUGGAGAGGGAACCGUCCCCGCGGUCGGAUAUACCGAUCUCUCUAAACCGCCCACCAUCCCCGGUCGCUUUGCUCCUUUGCCUGCUGCAACCACCCCGAGCUCCGAACCGAGUCGCAACGAUUCCUCCGCUUUCAGACCCAACCCUCCGGUCAUGCGCAAAUCGUAUUCUUCUUCCGGGAAGACCGAUUCUUCCCGGACUUCGAGCCCCGAGCGACGGAAGGCGAUGCCGUCGACGCUGCGCUCGACCGAGAUCAAAAAGCCUGCCAAGAAGAAAUUGAGUCCUCGACGGAAGGACUUGCGGCCAGCUGCAGCAUCUCAAGCCGCGGGCCUGGCAUGGGGCAGCUUGUAUAUGUCUCCUCCGCCGGACAAGACCGCCAGCGAGGCGGCCGCGGCCUCUUCGCGUCGCAUCGCUGCGGGGGAGUCUAGUUCUCGAAAAGAUUCGGAUACGCCUCGACUUACCCCCGGGGAGGAAAGUCCUUCGAAAUCAAUCGGUCGCACAGACGAACCGGGAGAAGAACGCCGCACCGUGCGGAAGACCCGCGCGCCGGAUCAGGCAGCACGACGGUCGCCCGCGAAAACGCCCGCAACUUCAACGCCCCGGCCUACACAUCGUUCUCCGGCUCAAAGCCAGCAACAUUUUACUGCUCGUACCCAAUCCGCUGCACGCCCAGUGGAUUCGAGGAGCUCGCCUUUCCCGUCGCAAUCGUCGCCAAAGCCUUCGAUUAAGCCCAAGCCGGUGGCAUUGAGGUCGAAUAUUCCUCCGCCGAGCCCUGGAAGAUCCCCCCGUGCAGCGGAUUCCUUGGACCAGCCACCGCCUAGAUCUACAUCGCGACCACAUGGAGUUCCUACGGCACGGAACGAUGCAUUGAGCCAGAGCGUGGAUCGCAUGGCAAUAUCCACCGGUAGCCCGAGUCGGCGCCCUCUACCUGCCAAACGCGCCAUCACGCCGCCCUCCAGUGACCCAGAUUCCACGGAUCCAAAAUCGAUCGACAUGGAUGAGGAAGACGCCGAAGAAGAGGAUGAAGAUGACGCUUUCAUGGAUAUUUUGAACAAGCUGCCGAAAGGCGUGGAGAUGAUGACCGCCAAACAGAUCCUUAACGAUAUUGUGGUCCGCGGCGACGAAGUCCACUGGGACGACAUUGCCGGCUUAGAUGGGGCCAAAAAGGCCCUCAAGGAGGCCGUUGUCUACCCGUUCCUCCGACCGGAUCUUUUUUCCGGACUGCGGGAACCGGCGCGAGGCAUGCUCCUUUUCGGCCCUCCGGGCACUGGAAAGACCAUGCUCGCCCGCGCAGUUGCGACAGAGUCCCAUUCGACCUUCUUCUCCGUUUCGGCGUCGACGUUGACCUCCAAGUGGCACGGAGAGAGCGAAAAGCUUGUUCGAGCGUUGUUUGCCCUCGCCAAAGCGCUGGCGCCAUCCAUCAUCUUCGUCGACGAGAUCGAUUCGUUAUUAUCUGCUCGUUCAUCCGGUACCGAAAAUGAAGCCUCGCGCCGAUCCAAGACCGAAUUCCUCAUCCAAUGGUCCGAUCUGCAGCGCGCAGCCGCCGGUCGUGAACAGCCCGGCAAAGACAAAAAGUCCGCCGGCGACGCCAGCCGGGUGCUCGUUCUCGCCGCCACUAACAUGCCGUGGGACAUUGAUGAGGCAGCGCGUCGUCGCUUCGUCCGCCGUCAAUACAUCCCUCUGCCGGAGCAUAGCGUGCGGGAGCAACAACUCCGCACCCUCCUAGGCCAUCAAGUCCACGACCUUACGGACUCCGACAUCGAAGCCUUGGUGCAAUCUACAGAAGGUUUCUCCGGGUCCGAUAUCACCGCCCUCGCCAAAGACGCCGCCAUGGGCCCCCUUCGCAACCUCGGCGAAGCCCUCCUCCACACCCCCAUGGAUCAAAUCCGACCCAUCCGGUCCCAGGACUUCCACGCUAGUCUAUCUUCCAUCCGUCCCAGCGUGAGCCGCGAAGGGCUCAAGGAAUAUGAAAACUGGGCUAGACAGUUCGGUGAACGCGGUGGGUAGACCAUUGUUUAACUUUUCCCUUAUUCUCUCUCCCUCCUCAUCUCUACCAUUUUCUUUUGUUUUUCUGGGGAGAUUUUUGUUUCUAGCUACAUUUAUGGAUAGGCGAAUUGGACGGCCUGGUAUGGCAUGGUAUGGGUACGGUAUAUCCCGGUCUGGUUAGGUUGGAUUGGGUUGGGAUGGGACGCAUUCAUUCGGUUUCCUUGUUCAUGUUUACCUGUUAAGGAUAUGGUCUGGCCGGUCGUUUGCUUCUUUCCUGGGUUACGUUGUUUCAUGUACAGGUAAAUGGAAUUGUAUGUAGUAUAUGGAUGAAUGCAUGAAUGGAUGGAUUCCGG
Molecule: messenger RNA, 2818 nt
Organism: Aspergillus steynii IBT 23096
Lineage: Eukaryota; Fungi; Ascomycota; Eurotiomycetes; Eurotiales; Aspergillaceae
Product: putative AAA family ATPase
Exons: 3
Coding region: 153-2486 (777 amino acids)
Molecular function (GO): ATP binding; ATP hydrolysis activity
Source: RefSeq, a predicted model, not a curated record